AUGGCGACGACGAGGAUGUGCGCCCCGCGCGCGUCCGCGUCGAAGCCGCGCGGCGUGCGAAGGCGGAAGGCGUCGGAGAGAUCGAUGUCGGCACGACCGUCGACGCGCAUGACGUCGACGCGAGCGUCGCCGUCGUCGACCACGGACGCGGACGCGGACGCGCGCGUCGCGACGAAGAAGAAAGAGAAGCCGCCGAGAAAGCCGACGUCGGAGCUCAUCGCGAACUUGUGGGGGGAGCUGAAGUACGUCUCCCCGAGGGACGACCCCCUCCCCGAGGCUGUCGAUCUCGUGGCGACGAUCGAGGCUUCGAAAGCGCGACCGGGCCCCGGGGAGCGGUGGACGGACGCGCAGUGGGAGAGACAAGAGGCCGCGGCCGCGGAGGUCGCGGGUAAGAUUGGGAAAUACUGGAACGCGAAGUGGGACAAUCUCGCGAACAGCGACGCGGUCAAGGAGGCCGCGCCGCUGCUGUCCUCCGCGGUGAACGUCGCCAUCGCCGGCGUGUUGAUUCGCCUGGCGCUGCCGCGCGUCGCGGCGUUGCAAGCCGUCGGCGGAUUCGACGAUCUCACGGAGUUUUUCGGGCUCCCGCCGAGGGACGAGCUGAAGGGGUACUUAGACCAACUCCAAGGACUGAACACCGCGGUCGUGUUCGCGGUGUACGUCGGCCUGUUCGCCGCGGAGAAGCUCACGAUGACGGACGAGUUUCUGCCCAUCGGGUUCAUCUUGCCCGUCGUGUCCCCGGUUGUGUUCGGCGGCGUGUUCGGAGGGACGAUGAUGACGUCGCUCGCGAGCACGAUGGCCGCGAGCUUGAACUUCUGGCUCGGACGGACGGUCUUCAAAGAGAAAGCGCUCGCGCUGAAGUGGAAAGACAACCCCGCGGUGGGGGAGAGCAAGUGGUUCAACGCGCUGUCGCGGAGGUUCGACUCUCGCGAGUUCCCCGAGAGCGAGUUUCCCUUCACGGAAGGGUUUAAGUCCGCGCUUCUGCUGCGUCUGUGCCCUAUACUCCCGAUCCCACUGAGCGGGAACUGGUACGUGUGCGGGAUGACGCCGCUGCGGUUCCCGGAGUUUUUCGCCGCGCACUUCAUCGGGAGCUCGAAGACGGCUUUCAUCGACGCGUACCUCGGGUCGUUGCUCUUUCAAGCCGCGUUCGAGGCGGACUCGCUGAAGGACCAGGCGCAGACCGCGCUCGUGUUCGAGACGGGGGCGCUGGUGCUGAUAUCUAUCGGCGUGACGACGUACGCGACGGAUCUGUUCACGCAGAUUUUAGAAGAGGAAGGCAUCGACGCGUCGAACAUGAUGUCCGAGGACGACGACGACGACGAGAGGGAACCGCCGGAGGAGAAGAUGGGCGAGGGCGAAUUCACAAAGGUGCUGAACAGCAUUCGCGAGCAGCAGGGCGUCGACGUCGGGGAAGACGUCGUCAUGGACAGAGCCGUGGAGACGUACAACGCGGCGAAGUUGUCCGAGCUGAGUGAAGCCGGGCCCGACGAGGUCGCGUCGUGGGUCGCGGACUCCUUGGACGGGGAGGACGCGUCGAAAAAGUGA
This is a messenger RNA of Micromonas pusilla CCMP1545, 1542 nucleotides long. RefSeq lists its product as uncharacterized. The record is from RefSeq and is a predicted model, not a curated record. NCBI's taxonomy places the organism in Eukaryota, Viridiplantae, Chlorophyta, Mamiellophyceae, Mamiellales, Mamiellaceae. The transcript has a single exon. The coding region runs from base 1 to 1542 and encodes 513 amino acids.